GGUAUGUAUAUAGACGACAUCCUCCCGUUUGUAGGGUGAUUUGUUUUCAACUUGAUCAGGUUGCUUUACAUUCAUCAUUUUGAGCUUCCGUUUCAAUGCGAGGCAUACAUUCGAUUGAUCCAACACCCGCUGCUCUUAUGUAUAAGUCAUCGACAUAAACACAGAAUUCAUUCAACAAGAUGUCAGCCGAAACACCUCCCCAGGGGCCUCCCUAUCUCCCCAAAACAGCUGGUCUCGGCGGCAGACCUACGCCCAGCGUCGACGAUCCCAUCUGUGCUGUUAUUCUGGCCUUCUUCGUUGGCGGUGCCAUUCUCAAUAUGACUAUCUUUCAGCUGAACAAAAAGCGAUCCCACAAAUUCGUCCUCAGCGGUUUGCUUUUUGGAUUUUGCAUGGCCCGUAUCACCGCGAACGUGCUGAGAAUCGCGUGGGCUUCGAGCCAGCAUGACACCAGUCUUGCCAUCGCUGCCCAGGUGUUUGCAAGCGCAGGCGUUGUGCUCUUGUUCGUGGUGAAUCUGAUCUUUGCCCAGCGCAUCUUGAGGGCGUAUCAUCCACAUAUUGGAUGGAGCAAACCUGCUUCGCUGACGUUCAAGUUCUUGUACUUUAGCAUCCUUGCAAGUCUUGUGAUGCUAAUUGCAGCUGUGGUGUAUAACUUCUACACCCUGAACCCUCAUACGAAACAGCAACUUCGCGAUGUUCAACUCACUGGCAGCACGUUUCUCGCCAUUCUCGCUUUUCUUCCAUUGCCCAUUAUCGGAGCGUGCUUCAUCAUCCCCCGACGAGCACCAAUGGACAAAUUCGGACAAGGCCGCAUGCGGACAAAAAUCCAGCUUCUUAUCUUCACAACUACACUACUUUCUCUCGGUGCUGCUUUCAGGACUGGCAUAUCCUUCAAGCUGCGGCCCGCGAACGAUCCAGCUUGGUAUCAUAGCAAAGCAUGUUACUACUGCUUCAACUACGUCAUCGAGAUUAUCGUCGUCUUCUCCUACGCUCUCUCGCGUUUCGAUCGACGCUUCCACAUUCCCGACGGUAGCCAUGCCCCUGGCGAUUACUCUGGUCGCAAUACAAAGACCCAAGAGCGUAUGUACCGUGUUAACACUGAAGAGGAAGUCUUUGGCGAAGACGAGCGACCACGAACAGCUGAGCAGCGCCAACAGCAGCAGCAAAACUGGGAGGCAGGUCUAAAGGAGGAGCUCAAGGAGGAGACCGUUUAAUGUCAAAUAUCGUGUUACACGACUGUAGUAAUUAUAAUAUAUAGCCAAUUGUGGGCGUACAAGGAAUGGCUAUGGAUUCUAUACGACCGUUUUGGCCCUCAAUACAAGCUGCUGUACAAGACACACAGAGGGGGGUGGUCUAUGCGCCCCAAGAAAUUGGAAAGUCCAAUAUAUCUUCGAACAUCGUGGCUGAUCCUAGGCUGAAGUGUUAUGUAAUACUCGAA
This is a messenger RNA of Fusarium verticillioides 7600, 1435 nucleotides long. RefSeq lists its product as hypothetical. The record is from RefSeq and is a predicted model, not a curated record. Lineage: Eukaryota; Fungi; Ascomycota; Sordariomycetes; Hypocreales; Nectriaceae. The transcript has a single exon. Bases 180 to 1211 code for a protein of 343 amino acids.